Exophiala bonariae is the source of this 1128-nucleotide messenger RNA. RefSeq lists its product as uncharacterized. Gene Ontology annotation, molecular function: L-gulonate 3-dehydrogenase activity; NAD+ binding. The record is from RefSeq and is a predicted model, not a curated record. Lineage: Eukaryota; Fungi; Ascomycota; Eurotiomycetes; Chaetothyriales; Herpotrichiellaceae. The coding region runs from base 1 to 1128 and encodes 375 amino acids. Gene Ontology annotation, biological process: fatty acid metabolic process. The transcript has a single exon.
AUGUCACCAACACAGCAAGACCAAGACCAAGACCACGCACGACUUGGAGACACGAGCAGCAGCACCUCCAGCUCAUCGCAACCACAGGCUGCAACACUCAGCGCACCAGCACCAUCAACAACAACGCCACUUCCGUCCAGGUGCGAGAAAAUCUGCCUCAUCGGCCUGGGCGCCAUCGGGAUCUCGUUCCUGGCUCUGCACCUGACGUUCUCGGGCGCCCAGAUCUCGGUGUACGACCCACGGGCGGAUCUCGACGAGCACAUCGCGGCGAUCCUGCCGCUGUACCUACCUGCCACGCUGUCCGUGGACGAGCUACGCUCUCAAGGACGCUUGCGCAUCUGCGCCAGUCUGGACGAUGCGUUGCUUGGCGCCACGAUCGUCCAGGAACAGGGCCCCGAGAAGGAGGUGUUCAAGCGCGACACGUGGCGUGCUGUCGUGACGAAGGUUGCGAGGUCGUGUCGCCUGUGGAGUUCGACCAGCGGGAUUAGUGCUAGUCGGCAGUUGGAGGGGUUUGAUGAUGCUGCUGCUGGUGAUGGGGAUGAGGAUGGAGAUCUGGCCGCCAGUGCGCGCCAGAGAUUGCUUAUCGUGCAUCCCUUCAAUCCGCCGCAUAUCAUGCCGUUGCUUGAGCUCGUCCCGUCGCCGAGCACGCUGCCUGAGGAAGUCGAGUUCGCGAAACAGUAUUUCCUCGCGCUCGCCAGCGGGCAUCGGCCCAUCGUCAUUCACAAGGAGACAAAGGGGUUUGUCGCCAAUAGGCUCAGCUUCAUCCUGUUCCGCGAAGCGUGCCAUCUCGUCAAUGAGGGCGUCGUCAGUGUGGACGAGUUGGAUGAAGUCAUGCGUGCAAGUCUGGGGCCGCGGUGGGCUGUCAAGGGUGUUUUUGAGAUGUAUGGGUUCGGAGGGGGUAGUAAAGGGAUGAGAGGGUUCUUGGACGGAAUUGGGAGUAGUAUUGGGGAACUAUGGGAUGAUGCCGGGGAUUUGGAUUUCAAGGAUGAAGGCUGGAAGGAUAAGGUGGUGAAGCAGACAGAUGAAGCAUACGGGUUGCCUACGGCGCAGGGGAUUAGGGCUAGGGACGCUGGCCUGAGAGCGGUGGUUCAGUGUCAGGAAAGGAUGGAUGGUGCGCAUGAGAGAUAG